Fusarium venenatum is the source of this 2253-nucleotide messenger RNA. Lineage: Eukaryota; Fungi; Ascomycota; Sordariomycetes; Hypocreales; Nectriaceae. The record is from RefSeq and is a predicted model, not a curated record.
AUGGCUACAAAGAUGGGCGCGCCGAGCCAGAUGCCCCCCAUACCUAAUAGGGAGGAUAUUGGGGCAACAUGGACCUACCUACAGGCUGGAAUCGCACGCGUCAUGAACGAACUUGAACAGGGUAUCGACAUGCAGAUGUACAUGGGCGUAUAUACGUUAGUGGCAUUUGAUUCGCAUCUUCUCGGCGAAGAGUUAUACAAUAAGCUUAUAGAUUACCUGAAGCACCAUCUCGAGGACCUGGUAAACCAAAGCAAAACGCACACUGACGAGGCUUUGCUCGCUUUCUACAUUAAGGAAUGGGGCCGAUACACAGUCGCUGCCAAGUACAUCCAUCACCUUUUCCGCUACCUCAACCGACACUGGGUGAAGCGCGAGAUUGACGAGGGUAAAAAGAACAUCUACGACGUCUACACACUACAUCUCGUACAAUGGAGGAAGGAGCUCUUUGAGAAGGUCAACGUCAAGGUCAUGGAUGCUGUCCUUAAACUUGUUGAGAAGCAAAGGAACGGCGAGACUAUCGAGCAUAGCCAAAUCAAGCAGGUCGUGGAUUCUUUCGUCUCCCUGGGACUGGACGAAGCAGACCCAUCCAAGUCCACGCUCGAUGUCUAUCGCUUCCAUUUCGAGCGCCCGUUCCUCACUGCCACCAAGGAAUUCUACCUUGCCGAGUCGAAGCAGUUUGUGGCAGAGAACAGUGUUGUGGAAUAUAUGAAGAAGGCUGAGACACGUCUUGCCGAAGAAGAGGAACGCGUUGGCAUGUAUUUGCAUCGGGACAUUGCCCUUCCGCUUAAAAGGACUUGCAACCAAGCUCUCAUUGCGGACCACUCAGCUCUCCUCAGAGAAGAGUUCCAAGUGCUUCUUGAUAACGACCGAGAGGAGGACAUGGCCAGAAUGUACAACCUCCUAUCAAGAAUUCCAGAUGGCCUGGAUCCUCUUAGAGCCCGUUUCGAGACACAUGUCAGAAAGGCUGGUCUUGCUGCUGUGCAAAAGAUUCAGUCUGCGGAAGGUGACAAGCUCGAGCCAAAGGUUUAUGUGGAUGCUCUACUCGAUAUUCACACGCAGUACCAGGGCCUCGUCGAGAGAGCUUUCAAGAACGAACCUGAGUUCACACGAUCUCUGGAUAACGCAUGCAGAGAGUUUGUCAACCGAAAUGAAGUGUGCAAAUCCGGGUCCAGCAAGUCGCCGGAGCUACUGGCCAAGUACGCUGAUGUUUUGCUCAGAAAGAGCAGCACAAGCAUCGAGGAAUCCGAAUUGGAACAUACCCUUGAUCAGAUAAUGACGGUAUUCAAGUACAUCGAAGACAAGGAUGUCUUCCAAAAGUUUUAUUCUCGUAUGCUUGCCCGACGUCUAGUGAACAGCAACUCAUCUUCCGAUGACGCUGAGACCAGCAUGAUCAGCAAACUCAAAGAAGCUUGUGGUUUUGAGUAUACCAACAAGCUCCAGCGUAUGUUCCAGGAUAUGCAAAUUUCAGGGGACCUGAACAAGGAGUUUCGGGUUCACCUCGAAGGCGUUGAGUCGACAAAGGUAGUUGACUCAACUUUCUUUAUCUUGGGAACAGGUUUCUGGCCGUUGACAGCGGCCAACACUGACUUCAACCCGCCUCCCGAAAUUGCAGCCGAGAUUGAGCGAUUCACCCGCUUCUACAAGCACAAGCAUGAUGGCCGUAAGCUUACGUGGAUGUGGAAUCUUUGCAAGGGUGAGAUCAAGGCAAGCUACUGCAAGGCAAGCAAGACGCCCUACACUUUUCAGGUAUCAAUCUACCAGAUGGCCAUCCUACUUCUUUUCAAUGAGAAGGACAGCUAUAGCUACGAUGAUAUCCUCAGCGCUACCCAACUUAGCAAGGAGGUUUCAGACCAGGCAAUUGCUGUUCUUCUGAAGGCCAAGGUUCUCAUCAUGUCAGGUGCAGCUGGUGAAAAGCCAGGAUCUGGUAAAACUUUCAAGCUCAACUAUGACUUCAAGAGCAAAAAGAUUCGCAUCAAUCUGAACAUUGGCGGUACCAAGGAGACCAAGCAAGAGGAGGUCGAGACUAACAAGACAAUCGAGGAGGAUCGAAAGUUGGUUCUUCAGUCCGCAAUCGUACGAAUCAUGAAGGCACGUAAGAAGAUGAAGCACACGCAACUAGUCAGCGAGACCAUCAACCAGAUCCGGUCGCGGUUCGUGCCUAAAGUUGGCGAUAUCAAGAAGUGCAUAGAAAUUCUGCUGGACAAGGAGUACUUAGAGCGUCUGGAGGAUGAUGAGCUAGGAUACCUUGCCUAA